Molecule: messenger RNA, 339 nt
Organism: Thyridium curvatum
Lineage: Eukaryota; Fungi; Ascomycota; Sordariomycetes; Thyridiales; Thyridiaceae
Exons: 1
Coding region: 1-339 (112 amino acids)
Source: RefSeq, a predicted model, not a curated record
AUGGCAAACAAGUACGAAGAGCCGCCGGCGUACCCCGGCCCCCAACAGCCGCAGGCCGCUUACCACGGCGGCGGCGGCGGCGGCCCCGCCAACCAGGGGUACUACCCGCAGCAGGGUCCUUACCAACAACAACAACAACCACAACAGGGCGCCUACUACCAGCCCGGCCCUCAGAUGGGCUACUACCCUCAGCAGCAAGGCUACGGCCCGCCGCAGGGACAAUAUUACCAGCAGCAGCAGCAGGGCUAUUACCAAGACCGACGUCAGGGCCCCGGCUGCAUAGAGGCCAUGCUGGCCACGCUGGCGUGCUGCUGCUGUCUCGACUGCUUGCUCUUCUAA